Messenger RNA from Penicillium canescens, 428 nucleotides. RefSeq lists its product as uncharacterized. The record is from RefSeq and is a predicted model, not a curated record. The transcript has 2 exons. Lineage: Eukaryota; Fungi; Ascomycota; Eurotiomycetes; Eurotiales; Aspergillaceae. Bases 30 to 356 code for a protein of 108 amino acids.
AUAAGAACGAUGCUCCUCCAACAUUCUAUAUGAUUGUCGUCACGACGUUCUAUAUCGCAAACACUCAGCGACAGUACACACCACAUUUCAAAAUUCAUUUUCCAAGGAGAGAAAGCAUGCCUGAAGAACCGAAGCACCGCAAGGGAAGUUUCGGUGGCUUCAUGGAUAAAGUGCUCCACCGUGAUCAUCACGAAGACAAGGACCAAGCCCAUCAAGCCAAGGAUGAGCAUGACCCUGACCAGGAGCAGCAUGAAGACCAGCCCCAGAAAGAGGGUGAAAUGGAUAGGGUCAAGGACUAUAUGAAGAAGGAUCAGGAUAUGGAGGCGGAGGGAAGGACUUACGGAGAUUUGAUGUAAUUUCUGUGCAAAGAAAUUGAAAUGUAUUAUUAGUUCUGUGUUGAAAUUUAAUUUUACUCAUCUCUACUCGCG